GCAAAGAGAAAAAUGAAAAUAUUUUACAUUUGAAAGAACAAUAGAACCCGCGACGGUCAUCGACAAGCCUAUGAAUAUGAUAAAUAUUUUCUCCAGUUCAUUCGCCGGCGCGAUACAACGGCGAGCUUUCGCCGUACUUUCUAACCGUAUCCUUAGCUGCGGGUGGCGCAGCCUCUCGUCGUCCGCCGCUCCUAAGAGAGUCGGCACACACGACGGCAAAUUCCACUGCGAUGAAGCGCUCGGCUGCUUCAUAAUCCGUCGCACCGCCAAAUUCUACGACGCCGACAUCGUUCGCUCUCGUGAUCCCCUGGUUUUGGAAAAGCUCGACGCCGUGCUGGAUGUUGGAGGAGUUUACGAUCCGAGCAGAGACCGAUACGAUCACCAUCAGAAAGGUUUUGAGGAGGUUUUUGGUUGCGGAUAUGUGACUAAGCUCAGCAGUGCUGGCCUUGUCUAUAAGCAUUAUGGAAAAGAAAUAAUUGCGAAAGAGGUUCAGUUGGACACAGACCAUCCUGAUGUGCAUCGCUUAUUUCUUACAGUCUACAAGAACUUUAUAGAGGCUGUUGAUGCUAUAGACAAUGGAAUCAGUCAAUACAACACUACUCAGCUUCCAAGGUUUGUAAAUAAUACAAGCUUGUCAUCAAGAGUGGAAAGACUAAAUCCUGACUGGAUAUGUCCAAAUCAAUCCCUUGCAGAAGAGGAUGAAUCCUUUCAACAAGCAAUGAAAGUAGCUGGCAAUGAGUUCCUAGAGGUUCUACUUUGGAAAUUCCGUAUUUUAUGGAUCCUAUGUAUCAAUUUUCAUGCUAAAUCAUGGUUGCCAGCUCGAUCGGUUGUCAUGAAUAGUCUCUUGGCCAGGAAAAGUAUAGAUUCAAGUGGUGAAAUCAUUAUGCUAACGAAUUCAGUACCUUGGAAGCUUCACAUUUUUGAACUUGAGAAGGAACUGAAGAUCACUCCUAGCAUCAAAUAUGUUGUCUAUGCGGAUGACAGGAGCGAAAAGUGGCGCUUGCAAGCUGUGGCAGUUGGACCUGAUAAAUUUGAUAGUCGCAAACCUCUCCCACCUUCUUGGAGGGGCUUGAAUGAUGAUGAACUUUCACAAGUUUCAGGAAUUAGUGGCUGCACCUUUGUGCAUAUAAGUGGAUUUAUUGGAGGAAAUAGAACUUAUGAUGGUGCUCUAGCAAUGGCAAGAACAUCUUUGAUGCUAGCAUGAUAGAGAAUUCAACUCAACUUAGGAAUUUGUUUUGGAAGAAUUGUCACAUUGGUUUAUUGGGAUGUAAUUCAAAAGUUAGUUUCCCCUCCCAACUGCACUCAGGCACUUUACAUGAAUGAAGACUGUAAGAAAAAUUUCUCCCAAA
This is a messenger RNA of Salvia hispanica, 1349 nucleotides long. RefSeq lists its product as uncharacterized. The record is from RefSeq and is a predicted model, not a curated record. Gene Ontology annotation, cellular component: cytoplasm; nucleus. NCBI's taxonomy places the organism in Eukaryota, Viridiplantae, Streptophyta, Magnoliopsida, Lamiales, Lamiaceae.